UGUGACAUGGACGACAACGAAAACUACUACUUUUGUUACGAUUACUACUACGACGACGUCGGCGACGACGGAAGGGAUUUUCGUGCUGAUUUUCCUGGAGGACGCUGCUGGGAGCCUGUCGCGGAACCGGUCGUCCUGCAGGAUUCAGCCGGGCAGGUGGCCGGCGGCGGACUUCCAGCGAUCGCGGACCACAGAGAAAACGAACAUAGCAUAAAAAGUCGAAAAUCUAGAACAGCGUUUACGAAAUAUCAAUUGGGGUGGCUCGAGGGAGAGUUUGAGAAGUGCAAAUACUUGACUCGGUUAAGGCGGUACGAAGUGGCUCUAAUACUUGGUCUCACAGAACGACAAGUAAAAGUGUGGUUUCAAAAUAGACGAAUGAAGAAAAAAAGGCUGAACGAGGAAUCCAUUUACGGAUAACAGGAUAACGAUUGUAAUAUUUGCAUUUUAAUCGUCAAGAGAGAUCAUUGUAACACGUUUGUACAACAUCAUGGCAUUAUUUUAUAAUAUGUACACUAGUUUUUUUUCACGGUUUAUACCUUAAUGGAAAUUUGAUUGUAUAAAAUGGAUUACUUCACCUGUCACGAGGAUUAAGUGUAUUAAAAAUUUAAAAAACCUUUUUAUUUGUUUGCAACAAUCACCAACAAUCUUUUUUUGAACUGCCAUCAAACGACAUGUUUUAGACUUUUAACCUGAUUCUACUUUCAUUGUAAAAAUUUAAAUAAAUUUCAUGGUUUGGAAUUAAUUUGAGCCCUAAAAAUAAUUUAAAUAAUUAUAAGCUAUCCAUAGUAGAUGAAAAACGUUUGCCAUU
Acyrthosiphon pisum (pea aphid) is the source of this 808-nucleotide messenger RNA. RefSeq names its product homeobox protein MOX-1-like. Gene Ontology annotation, molecular function: RNA polymerase II cis-regulatory region sequence-specific DNA binding; DNA-binding transcription factor activity, RNA polymerase II-specific. NCBI's taxonomy places the organism in Eukaryota, Metazoa, Arthropoda, Insecta, Hemiptera, Aphididae. Gene Ontology annotation, cellular component: nucleus. The record is from RefSeq and is a predicted model, not a curated record. The coding region runs from base 7 to 417 and encodes 136 amino acids. Gene Ontology annotation, biological process: positive regulation of transcription by RNA polymerase II. The transcript has 3 exons.